AUGGUGAACGCGGUGACGGCACAUGAUCAGGCCCAUGAACUUGAAGAGGAUGUGCUUCGACGGCAGAGUAAAGCAGCACACGUUCAGCACCACGCUCCUACACAAUACUCAGGAACAUCCAUGUGGCCGCGACCGUGGACGUCGACGCGGACUGGUCCGAGAGCUUCGCUGAGAAAGAACAUCACCAUCGACCUGGACGAGUACGACAACCCGAUCUGGAUCAUCAUGUCCCUGAACAACGACAUCGUGGCGGCCCCUGGAGAGAUUAGCCACCAUGCUGGUGUCCGUGGGCGAGAGGGAGGCGACCGACACGGACUUGAUCCUCGUCAGCCCCAGGAAUCUGGACGACCUCGUGGGCGGUGUACGAGAGCCUCUACGAGUUCACGCACACCAUCUGGCGCAACCUGCCGCCGACCCGCCGACUGCGAGACGGUGUACGUCAUCAUCUGGAUGAUCAGCGCCGAGUUCAUGAACCUGCCAGGGGCGGCGGAUACGCACUGGUUGGUACCCGCGCGAGGAGGUGACGCCGCCCCGCGUCGAGGUUUUGUCCAGCAACAUACAGAGGUGCACGACCACCGGGCUGCGCGGGGACUACUCGUCGUCCUACGACUUCAAGAGGUCCAUGAUGAUACGUAA
Messenger RNA from Fonsecaea pedrosoi CBS 271.37, 636 nucleotides. RefSeq lists its product as uncharacterized. Bases 1 to 636 code for a protein of 211 amino acids. The record is from RefSeq and is a predicted model, not a curated record. NCBI's taxonomy places the organism in Eukaryota, Fungi, Ascomycota, Eurotiomycetes, Chaetothyriales, Herpotrichiellaceae. The transcript has a single exon.